CCAGCAGACACCGCGCCGCGGCUGCGCAGUCCCGGGGAGGCUUUUAAUUCCAUUGUGGAGAGGACGGCGUUAUUUUUAUUAACCGGAGGCGACGGUGGCUGCGGCGGCGGCGGGACCCCCAGGCCUCCUCCGGGGCAUGAAAAUCGGCGGUGGGUUCCUGAGUGGCGGCGGCGGGAGCGGCAGCAGCGGCGGCGGCGGCCGGCGAGCGGAGAUGGAGCCCACCUUUCCCCAGGGUAUGGUCAUGUUCAACCACCGGCUCCCCCCGGUCACCAGCUUCACCCGGCCGGCGGGCUCGGCCGCCCCUCCCCCGCAGUGCGUGUUAGCCUCCUCUACCUCCGCAGCCCCGGCCGCCGAGCCCCCCCCUCCGCCGGCCCCGGACAUGACUUUCAAGAAGGAGCCGGCCGCGUCCGCCGCGGCCUUCCCCUCGCAGAGGACCUCCUGGGGAUUCCUGCAGUCGCUGGUUAGCAUCAAACAGGAGAAGCCGGCGGACCCCGAGGAGCAGCCGCAGCCCCACCACCACCACCACCACCACCACCACCACUACGGGGGGCUGUUCGCCGGGGCCGAGGAGCGGUCCCCGGGCCUGGGAGGCGGGGAAGGGGGCGGCCACGGCGUCAUCCAGGACCUCAGCAUUCUGCACCAGCAUGUCCCGCAGCAGCAGCAGCAGCCAGCCCAGCACCACCGCGACGUGCUACUGAGCAGCAGCAGCAGCAGCAGCCGGACCGAUGACCACCCUGGCCACGAGGAGCCAAAGCAGGACGCCAGCGUCAAAAAGGCGAAGAGGCCAAAGCCAGAAUCUCAGGGAAUCAAAGCCAAGAGGAAGCCAAGCGCAUCUUCCAAGCCGUCUUUGGUAGGCGAUGGAGAAGGUGCCGUCCUCUCCCCCAGUCAGAAACCUCACAUCUGCGACCACUGUAGUGCUGCCUUCAGGAGCUCCUACCACCUGCGGAGACACGUGCUCAUCCACACCGGGGAGAGGCCCUUCCAGUGCAGCCAGUGCAGCAUGGGGUUCAUUCAGAAAUACCUGCUGCAGAGACACGAGAAAAUCCACAGUCGAGAGAAGCCCUUCGGGUGUGACCAGUGCAGCAUGAAGUUCAUUCAGAAGUACCAUAUGGAGAGACACAAGAGGACGCACAGUGGAGAAAAGCCAUACAAAUGUGACACUUGCCAACAGUAUUUUUCAAGGACUGAUAGACUGUUGAAGCACAGGCGCACAUGUGGUGAAGCCAUAGCUAAAGGAGCCGCUAGUGCAGAACCUGGGUCGUCCAACCCUAACAAUAUGGGUAACCUGGCUGUGUUGUCUCAGGGAAACACAAGUUCUUCAAGGAGGAAAACGAAGUCAAAGAGCAUAGCUGUUGAAAAUAAGGAACACAAGACUGGGAAAACGAACGAGGCGCAGGUUUCAAAUAACCUCAGCAUGCAGAGUUACACGGUGGAGAUGCCCACCGUGUCUGCCAGUGGCGGCAUCGUGGGCACUGGUCUAGACGAACUACAGAAGAGGGUGCCAAAGCUCAUCUUCAAGAAAGGCAGCAGGAAGAGCACGGAUAAGAACUACCUUAACUUUGUGUCACCACUCCCAGACAUUGUCGGGCAGAAGUCCUUGUCCGGGAAGCCAGGUGGCUCCCUUGGCAUAGUGUCUAAUAACAGCGUGGAGACCAUUAGUCUUCUCCAGAGUACAAGUGGCAAACAAGGUCAAAUAGGUAGCAAUUACGACGACGCCAUGCAGUUUUCAAAGAAAAGAAGAUACCUACCAACUGCCAGCAGCAACAGUGCCUUUUCUAUAAAUGUAGGACACAUGGUCUCCCAGCAGUCGGUCAUUCAGUCCGCGGGGGUCAGUGUUUUGGACAGUGAGGCGCCAUUGUCACUUAUAGAUUCCUCAGCUCUCAAUGCUGAAAUCAAGUCCUGUCAUGACAAGUCCGGGAUUCCUGAUGAGGUUUUACAGAGUAUUCUGGAUCAGUAUUCCAACAAGUCGGAAAGCCAGAAAGAGGAUCCUUUCAACAUAACGGAACCACGAGUGGAUUUACACACCUCAGGAGAACAUUCAGAGUUGGUUCAAGAAGAGAAUUUGAGCCCAGGCACCCAAACACCUUCGAAUGACAAAGCCAGCAUGUUGCAAGAGUACUCCAAAUACCUCCAGCAGGCUUUUGAAAAAUCCACCAAUGCAGGUUUUACUCUUGGACACGGUUUCCAGUUUGUCAGUCUGUCGUCACCUCUCCACAACCACACUUUAUUUCCAGAAAAACAGAUAUACACUACGUCUCCCUUGGAGUGUGGUUUUGGCCAAUCUGUUACCUCAGUGUUGCCAUCCUCAUUGCCAAAGCCUCCCUUUGGGAUGUUGUUUGGGUCCCAGCCAGGUCUUUACUUGUCUGCUCUGGAUGCCACCCAUCAGCAGCUGACCCCUUCCCAGGAGCUCGAUGACCUGAUAGAUUCUCAGAAGAAUUUAGAGACUUCGUCCGCCUUCCAGGCCUCAUCUCAGAAACUGACUAGCCAGAAGGAGCAACAGAAAAACUUAGAGUCCUCCACGAGCUUUCAGAUUCCAUCUCAGGAGUUAGCUAGCCAGAUCGAUCCUCAGAAAGACAUAGAGCCUAGAACAACAUACCAGAUUGAGAACUUUGCACAGGCGUUCGGUUCUCAGUUUAAGUCGGGCAGCAGGGUGCCAAUGACCUUUAUCACUAACUCUAAUGGAGAAGUGGACCAUAGAGUAAGGACUUCAGUGUCAGAUUUCUCAGGGUAUACAAACAUGAUGUCUGAUGUAAGUGAGCCAUGUAGUACAAGAGUAAAGACGCCCACCAGCCAGAGUUACAGGUAAGGUCCCAGAGUGACCAGGCUGGGGGUCUUCUAAUGUAAUUUUGUUUUAUUUUGAGAACACUGCCAUUGGAAUGUUUCUACACGAUCCUAUUAAGAAUAAUGUAAUGCCCUUUCAAUGCAACUUUUCAUAUUUAGUUUAUUUUGUUAGUGUGAUUUUAGCUCUGUUUGUAUUAUGAUUUUUAAUCAAAAUCAAUAGAUUAAAAAUAGUUUGACAUUCAAAGUGACAAUGUUUAGCAAUCAAAUUUACAUGUAUAGAUUGUCAGGGAAUAGCCCAAAAGUUUUAAAUGCAAAAACAAACAAACAAACAAAAAACCUCUACAAAAACUAAAAAAAAAAAAAUCUUUGUUGCUAGGAUUAAGGUUAUUCUAAUUGCUUUACUCUCAGGAAAGUAAUAACGCAUGGGAAUUCUGUACGUUAUCACUGUAAUGGAAUAUCCAAUUUACAGAUAGUAUGAUACACAUUUCAUCUUUUAAGUAAGGGAUCGAAAACAUUUCAAAUCGCCCUAUCUGGGCUGAAAUGUUAUACAUUUCAUCAUUUAAGUUAAGGGAUUUGAAAAACAUUUCAAAUUGCUAUCUCCAUCUGGGCUGAUCCAAAAUUCGGAGAUUGUUGGCUACCUAUAUUAUUUUGUUGCAGCUUUUAAAUGUACUCUGAACUUCCAAACCACAUUCAUUCCAGCCUGGUAGAACAAAUACUCUUGGAUCUUUGAUCAAAGCCUGGAAUGAUAGCUUUAAUAAAAGAAGAAAAAAAGCACCCUCUGUUGAUCCUGUUAACAAGGCUGUAAUUCCAUUAAGUGAUUCUACUGACAUCCAGUACAGUGUUGAAGCCCAGGUGGUUGGUUGGCUCCAGUAGAAGAAGCCAUGUUGGAAUCACAUAAUACAUUGAAAUUUGGGGUAUGCAUUAUUUAUUAUACGUGGCCUAAAACGUUCUCUUCUCUGUGCUGUUCCGUAUCACCCACACGUCUGUGUUUUUGUUGUUAUUAACCUCCCUGGUUAGAGUUCUGGACCGUCCUCCUCCCGUCUCUCCCCUGUCUUGACAGUUUGGAUUUGAAAACGACUUACAUUCCAAUAGAUAAUCGAUUAUGCCUUUUAUAUGCCUUAUGGCGUCCAAAUAGCUAAACCAGAAUAAACAUCCCUAACCCCCAUCUUUUUUUUUUUUUUUCAAACCCCAUACUGAUUUCCAUGUAUAAUAAAACCCCAUGUACUUGGAGCUACAGGUACUAACAAGGUUGUGAUUCCAGCUGGUGGUGUAGCUCACGUGAGGGGCGAGGGUGUGUUUGUGUUCCGUGAUGACAUCAGAACCUCUCAGUGAGAUUGCAGCCUUUGCAGUGUGUUUUAAAGGGUGCGUCAGUCAGUAUUGUACAGGGGUCUUGUGAAGUCAUCAGAACCUGCUAUGAACGCUAAUUGCCAUUUGAAGCUACUGAUAGGCGGUGGCUCUGCUCUAAACCACUUUUUAGCAAUUGUAUUUUUUCUUGAUUAUAUAUUUUUUAAUGUACUUUGAUGUUUAUGCUGAUGAGUUUUUUAUGUACUUUUGGUGAUGUUUCAGUCUUAUGUACUCUUCUGACGUCAGAAAAGUACCACUGGUUGUUUGCAGUCUUAUUGUGUAAUCAGCCUACCACAGGCUUCCAUGUAUAAUAAAGUAAUUAAUAUUGUGCAAGUGUAAAACACUUUUGUUAUAAAAGCAGUGUUUGGAAAAUAAGAAAUUAUUAAAAAUGGUUACAAAAUACUAGUUAAUUUCCUUUCCCCACGUUCCUCCCUUUAGCUUUGACUGCUAAAGGGUCUUUGCAAGAUUCUUAGGAAAUGUGUUUAAUCCUCUUAAAUACACUCAGUACUAAAAAGUCUGUAUUUCUUAUUUCGGUAAGUGUGGCGAGUUCUGUUGGGUACAGAGUAUAAAGCUGUAAUGGCAGGAGGGAGAGGACCUUUUCCACUGUAUCUCUGAAGCUGUAUGAUUUUUCUCCAGUUUUUUGUUUCAUACAGGUUUUGAAUUUCUUUAACUUUUAUUGUGUGUACUGAAUACUGCAUAUGUAUUAUUCUGAUUGUUUGCUCUAGUUUACUACCAAUAAAAGUCCUGUUAAUCACAAAAUCGAAGAAAGGAGAUAUCACUUAAUAUCAUCCAGUCAUGAUUUCUGGAGUUUUCUAUGGACUACAUAAGCUGUUCACAUCACUGGAAUAACCUGCAAUUCAGGAGCUUGCAUUUGUAUUGUAUAUUUUAAAUCUAAGUAUUUUAUGUUUCUAGGCUUGUUUUAUUUGAAAGUGGGUUGAAUGUUUUGUGUUUGAGGCACUCAAUAAUACGGGAGAAUAGAAAUUUAACAUGUAAAUGGGAACAUGUUUUAUUGAAACGGGUUAGCUGUCCUGUUACUCCAGAGAGAUUAUUUAUUGAGGCUUUGAGGUCCAGGUGCAUACCUUUUUGCCUCAAAAAAGGUUGAAAUGCAAUGACAGUAUGAUGUAGAUAAAAUUUUAUGGUCAUGAGCAUUUUUUAGUAUGAAAAAAGUAUUGCUAAGUCAUAGUUAGCAGUAUUUUUUAAAAUUGAGACUAUGGGUAUUUAAGAGCUAAACCAUGUAAAUAUUAGAGAUGCAGAAAAUGUUGGAAAGCUAGUAAGUAUGUUAAAGGUGAGGGAGGAAAGAAUGCAGAUGGCUAAGAUCAUGAGAAAAACUGCUUUGGAAUUUAGUGGCUACAAAUGUUGAAAGAUCAGAAAUAUUAAAAAGGAUAGAGGUUGUCCGUUGAGGCUUUGCUUCUCGUCGUGUAUGAUAGUCUUGUAAGAUGAGGAAUGAUUGCGUUCAAUGUUAAGCAUGGAUUUCUGUGUAGACAACUAUCUCUACUUAUGGGCCCAUUUGAUUAGGAAAUGGAAGUCUCUUUGCUAAGGUUAUUCACUAGAUUUGGCCGUUUUCUUGAACCUUUUACUGAUCUGCCGUGAUUGCCCCACACUGAUGACUUAUUUCUCUGUUCCAGAUCACCCUUUAACAGAUUUAUUUUUUUAACCCACCUGCCUGCCUUUUUUGUGUAUUGUUUGUAUCUGAAGAAGAUUAUUUUACAACGAAAGGUUUUUACUUGUAAGGCGUUAGGGUAUGAAGUAGGAAACAGAUGAGUCUCUGGGUUUCUGUUGUGUUACUGUAUGUUCAGGAUAACCACCAUAAUGUAGCAAUUAUUGGCCAUUAGUUUGUGAGGUGAUUCAUUGAUGAGAACAGAGAAACAUGAAAAAUAGCUAUUUAAAAUUACGUUUGUUUAUGUUUUCAAAAUUGCGUAGACCGAUACAAAUAUAGCUACCUCAGAUUUAGUCUUCUGUAUUACAUGAAUCAGAUGAGAGGCAGAAGUUGUUGUUCGUUCCUGGUAUUUGGCUUUUUCUAGCUGUUCGCCAUGAGUAGCGUUUAAGCCUGAACUGGGUGAUAGCUUGAGCAAUAUGGCCUUGUGGGAACAUAUGCAAUCUUUCGUUUCCAAAUUGAUAGGUUCUCGUUAAAACAGAACAUCCCUCAUAAGUUCCAUUUUUAGAGCAAAAUGUGAAGACUGUCAUUUUCUCAGUGUAGUGGUCUCCGUGCUUUAGUAAGCGAGAUUUCAUUUUUUCAGAGUGAUGCAAGACUCUUUUGUUAGUGCUGUGGUGGGAGCCGUACAUCAGGCUGGGUUGAGGUUCUGUCAGUAUUGUUCCACAAACAUUUCUGUUACGCGACAUCUCCUGGUAUUUGAGAAAAGAGGUCUAUUGGUGAUUUGCCCAUCUGCGUGUACCCUGUUUGAAAUGAUAGAGUUCUCUAUAGAUUUUUGAGGGAAAUUAUUAUCGUCUACUUGUUAAUAUUUUUUAUCCUUAAUAAUUUAUUUUUUAAAAUGUUAGCAUGAAGACAGCAUCUUGGAAUUCUAUCAUCUUAAAAAGAAUCUUGAGACCAAAAAAAAGAUCCUCUCUGAAUCUAUUGAUAUUUUAAAGAGUUUAUUGACAUAAAGAGGACAUAUACUUUUUAAAAUUAUUUCUACUCUUUAAUACAAAUACUGUUUUGCUUUUUUUUAAAAAAAAAAGUAUUGACUCUUGAGUGUGACUAAGUUUCUUCUGUGUGGCUUCCUGAUGAGUCUCUGGCUCCCUCAUACAGGGAAGUGUCAUGUAACAUGUUGGGGGCCACUGACUUGCACACCUGAUAAAGUUGGUGUCCUCCUAGCCCCUGACCUUAGUCGAAAUAUGUCUGCACAGGAAAUCUUAACAAGCCAGCCUGCAAGCCCACAAGACCUCCCCCCCUGAACUCUGACACACAGGUCUUACCUGUUGUGACUACACACUAAGAAUCCCUUCUGUAGAAGACUGCCUAAAUACUGUAAUUUUCUCAUAUAAAAAAGUCAGAAAGCUGAUGCCUAACCCCAAAGUCAUAAAAUGUUAGGAUUACUUUUGAAUUUUAUCUGCAAUUCAGUUACUUAGUGUUUAUGGAAUAUAUUUAAGUAAUAUGAAGCCAGAGAGUUUCACGAUGAGCUGGGCAACUGAGCUGAAUAGAAUAUUUAUUUCUUCGCCCAUCUGAUGGCUCCAUACAGAUGCUGGAUGUAACAGUUGCUCAGUGUUUUCCAUCAACAGCCACCACCAAAAACAAUAAAAACCCAUGUUCAUGAUGUUCAAUCAUUACAGACAACUACUGUGGCUUUUGUAGUUGCACAGAAGAACCUUCCCAAAUAAGUACUGGCAGAAGUGAAAGGAAACCCACAGCCAACCCACACCUUUUUACGUAAGAGGAGUACUACUGAGUUCUUAAUAACAUUUCCACUAUCCUGAGUAAUGCCUGAGUAUGAGUAACCAGGUUGAAAUGUAGAGCAUGCUGUGUUGAAAUAGGUGUCUCUUGGGGAGGAUAGAUAAAUAGCUGGACCUUAUAAUCCAAAGGGGGAAACUUGGUUCUCUGUGUUUGUAGAGAACAAAAGAAUAAUGGCCAGAGGUUGAAGGCUAGGGCAGGUAGAAUGAAGAAUAGGUUUUGCAGGAAGGUAAGGAAUGUAGAAUUUAUCCCAGUAUUUAUAGUGUCCUGGAGAAUUUAAGUAACUGAAAGGGUAAAGGAGAUCUUUGGUUGGAAAACGUCGCUCUUACUUUGUCAUUCUUCCGGUUCAGACUUAUUUUGGUACCUUUGGUUUGUUAUGAACUUUAGUACUAUUGUGGAGCAAUUAAUAAAUAACUCUUAACAGACAAGUGUGGUGCACUUCUG
This is a messenger RNA of Lepus europaeus (European hare), 7954 nucleotides long. RefSeq names its product zinc finger protein 281 (gene ZNF281). NCBI's taxonomy places the organism in Eukaryota, Metazoa, Chordata, Mammalia, Lagomorpha, Leporidae. Gene Ontology annotation, cellular component: nucleus. The record is from RefSeq and is a predicted model, not a curated record. Gene Ontology annotation, molecular function: RNA polymerase II cis-regulatory region sequence-specific DNA binding; DNA-binding transcription factor activity, RNA polymerase II-specific. The transcript is spliced from 2 exons. The coding region runs from base 137 to 2806 and encodes 889 amino acids. Gene Ontology annotation, biological process: regulation of transcription by RNA polymerase II.